AUGGAUGGGGUGGGGAAGACUCUGCUUGCAACACUUGUGGAGACCGAAGUAAACAGGAAAGGAUAUAAUGUGGUUUGGGUUACUAUUUCCCAAAAGUUUAACAUCUCAAAAUUGCAAGAUGAUAUCGCAAAAAGAAUAGGUGUAAAGCUCGACGAAAAAGAUGAGAAUAUUAGAGUAGACAAGCUGUAUUCGACACAGAAGGAAAAAGUAGUUCUUAUUUUGGAUGAUGUUUGGAGGUACAUCGAUUUUCAGAAAGCUGGAAUUCAGCCAAGAACGAAUGGCAUUAAACUCAUUCUGACAACUCGUUUGAAACACGUGUGUCAACAAAUGGAUUUUGUACCAAAUCAUAUGCUACCGAUUAUGCCUCUCAAUAGCUAUGAUGGUGAUGGUUGA
Medicago truncatula (barrel medic) is the source of this 393-nucleotide messenger RNA. Its product is annotated as probable disease resistance protein At1g63360. The record is from RefSeq and is a predicted model, not a curated record. Bases 1 to 393 code for a protein of 130 amino acids. NCBI's taxonomy places the organism in Eukaryota, Viridiplantae, Streptophyta, Magnoliopsida, Fabales, Fabaceae. The transcript has a single exon. Gene Ontology annotation, molecular function: ADP binding.